GGAUCCGCCACCCUCGGCCAACGGCUGAUUGGGGACGAUAAAUCGCGCGCAGGCUGAGGCCGCACCACAACUCUCUUCCACUCUCCCUCCACCGCCCUCCUCACGCCGCACAUCCUCCAAAAUGCCCGGCACAGAGAGCAAGUUCCCCAUCGACCUCAGCGCACUGAAGAAGGUGUCGCUGGACCCGACCAAGCCGCAGCUCACGGGUGAGCAGCGCUCGGCGUUGUUGCACAACAUCCAGAUUAUGCGCGAUGCGAUCGUGCUCUUCACCGCGACUGGCGCUGCUCGCGGAGUGAGCGGACACACUGGUGGUGCAUAUGAUACCGUCCCGGAGGUCUGCCUCCUCCUUGCCCUCUUCAACGCUUCUGCGGACAAGUAUGUUCCUAUCCUCUUCGACGAAGCCGGUCAUCGCGUUGCGACGCAGUACCUGCUCUCUGCGAUCGAGGGACACAUCCCGCCAGAGCACCUCCUGCACUACCGCGAGGCCAACUCCAAGCUUCCCGGCCAUCCCGAGCUCGGUCUCACUCCCGGCGUUAAGUUCUCGUCCGGCCGUCUGGGGCACGUCUGGCCCUGGGUGAACGGCGUCGCGCUCGCGAACCGCUCCAAGACCGUGUUCUUGCUCGGGUCCGACGGCUCGCAGCAGGAGGGCAACGACGCCGAGGCGGCGCGCCUCGCCGUCGCGCAGAACCUCAACGUCAAGCUGCUCAUCGACGACAAUGACGUCACCAUCGCCGGCCAUCCGUCGGAGUACCUCAAGGGCUACGAGCUCCAGAAGACGCUCUCGGGCCACGGCCUGAAGGUGCUCACCGUACAGGGCGAGGACCUCGAUGCGCUCUGGGCUGCCCUGUGCGAGAUCAUCGCGUAUGACGGACCCGCCGCGGUUGUCUGCAAGCGUGUCAUGGCGCCCGGUGUCGCGGACAUUGAGGGCAGCACGCAUGGCCACGACGUUAUCCCCGUCAAGGCGGCGAUCAAGUACCUCACCUCGCGCGGCUACCCCGAGACGAUGGCGACGGAUAUUCUGAACAAAUUACUCCCCACGCGGUGCCUUACCUCUAUAUUGAAGGAGGCGGCCGAGAAGGUCAUGGUCAUUGACAGUGAUCUUGAGGGCUCAACUGGUCUUAAGUCCAUCCACCAGAAGCACCCUGAGGUCUUCGUCCCCUCAGGUAUCAUGGAGCGUGGAAACUUCAGCGCAGCUGCUGGUUUCGGAUUCGACGCGAACAAGUUCGGUGUCUUCUCUACGUUCUCUGCCUUCUUGGAGAUGGUCAUCUCCGAGGUAACCAUGGCGCGCCUGAACUUCUGCAACGUCCUCUGCCACUUCUCUCACUCUGGUGUCGACGAGAUGGCCGACAACACCUGCCACUUCGGCAUCAACUCGUUCUUCGCGGACAACGGCCUUGCAGAUACACAGUCGUGGCUUUACUUCCCCGCCGACGCCACGCAGAUGACGAAGGUCAUCGAGCGCGUGUUCUUUGACCGCGGCCUUCGGUUCAUCUUUUCGACGCGGUCCAAGGUGCCGUACCUCCUCAAGGAGGAUGGCAAGACGCGAUUCUUCGGCGAUGACUACGAGUUCGUGCCUGCCGGCUACGUCGUCUCGUUCGGUGACAUGCUCUACCGCUCGUGGGAUGCCGUCCUCCGUUGCAGGCAGGAGGGCCUCGACGUCGGUUUGAUCAACAAGCCGACGCUGAACCUCGUCGACGAGCAGGUGAUCCGCAAGGUCGGCUCGAGUCCGUUCGUGCUCGUCGUCGAGUCGUUGAACCAGAAGACUGGGCUUGGCUCGAAGUUCGGUACUUGGCUGCUUGAGCGCCAGCUCACGCCGAAGUAUGGCUACAUGGGUGCGAACAAGGAGGGCUGCGGUGGUCUGACCGAGCAGAUCCCUCACCAGGGCCUCGACCCGCAGUCGAUCAUCCUCAAGAUUAGGCAGCUGUCGAACUAAAGGGUUUGCUGCUGUGCAAUGCGUGGGAUGUCUUCGGUCAUGUAUUCUAAUGAGCGGCGAGUUGGGUAGUAGCAGUCGAAAAUUGUGAAUGUGUACAUGUACCUCAUAGAGCAGCUGAAAAAAACGCGAAUCUGUAUCAUCACUCGCCUGAGAUACGCACCCUC
Fomitopsis serialis is the source of this 2097-nucleotide messenger RNA. RefSeq names its product thiamine diphosphate-binding protein. NCBI's taxonomy places the organism in Eukaryota, Fungi, Basidiomycota, Agaricomycetes, Polyporales, Fomitopsidaceae. The coding region runs from base 122 to 1933 and encodes 603 amino acids. Gene Ontology annotation, molecular function: catalytic activity. The record is from RefSeq and is a predicted model, not a curated record. The transcript is spliced from 10 exons.